AUGGGCUUUUAUAAUGUCAUCGCCUUUCGUCCCUGCCUGACCUGCCCUUCCCACUUCCCUGCCACCAACACCACUCCCUUGUCCCUGCCCUCCACUCCGGGUGGAGCUGAGCCUCUGCUGCCGCCACCCUCCCCUCCUCCACCACCCUCGCCUGUUUCCAAAGGGGCCUCCCACUCCCUCUCCCCAGUGCCCGCAGCACUCUCAGCUGCCCUUGUCCUUGUCACCUCCACCGCCCUGCUUGCUCUCACUCUCCUGUAG
Messenger RNA from Closterium sp. Naga37s-1, 258 nucleotides. Lineage: Eukaryota; Viridiplantae; Streptophyta; Zygnematophyceae; Desmidiales; Closteriaceae. The record is from the annotation of a GenBank genome assembly.